AUGUCUACAGCAGCCGAGAAAGGUCCCCGUAAAGGGACCAUCAAAUCGGCCAAAUGUAGCAUCGUCUCCGCAGCCCUGGGCACAGAUGCGAAGCACACCGCCACGCCAUCGCCAUUCACGCCCGCGACGCUUCUGGAGGUGCCACCGGAGUACAAGCAACAGCUGCGCCAGGCAUUCGAUAAGUUUGACGACUCCGGCAAAGGCUUUAUCCCUGCACACGAGGCGGUGGUUGCUCUCUACGCGCUUGGAUACGACGUAGGCAACGCAGAGCUGCAGCAGCUGCUGCAAGAGGUUGGCGCUGCCGGCGCUGAGUCGAUCGACUUCAAUGAUUUCUACAACGUUCUAGUGCUUAGGAUGAGCAAGAAGGAGAGCAAGACGGAGUCGGUGCGUGCCUUCAAGCAUAUGGACCGAGAUGACAAGGGGUACAUCGGCCUCGAAGACCUGCGCUCUAUGGCCGACUCGCUGCACAUGAACUUGACAGACGACGAGUUGUCCGAGAUGAUCCAGUUCGCGCGGUCUGUUGGGUACCACGCCCCCGCACAAGGACAGUCGGAGUUCGACGCGAGGGACACGCUGGCGGUCUCGGAGGCCGAGUACUUGCGUUUGAUGAAGCGAGCCAACGUUUACUAA
This is a messenger RNA of Leishmania mexicana MHOM/GT/2001/U1103, 630 nucleotides long. RefSeq names its product putative centrin. Gene Ontology annotation, cellular component: centriole; centrosome. Gene Ontology annotation, molecular function: calcium ion binding. The record is from RefSeq and is a predicted model, not a curated record. Gene Ontology annotation, biological process: mitotic cell cycle; centriole replication. The transcript has a single exon. The coding region runs from base 1 to 630 and encodes 209 amino acids. Lineage: Eukaryota; Euglenozoa; Kinetoplastea; Trypanosomatida; Trypanosomatidae.